Dioscorea cayenensis subsp. rotundata (Guinea yam) is the source of this 549-nucleotide messenger RNA. RefSeq names its product secreted RxLR effector protein 161-like. The transcript is spliced from 2 exons. NCBI's taxonomy places the organism in Eukaryota, Viridiplantae, Streptophyta, Magnoliopsida, Dioscoreales, Dioscoreaceae. The record is from RefSeq and is a predicted model, not a curated record. The coding region runs from base 1 to 549 and encodes 182 amino acids.
AUGGAUAUUGGGUUCAGUAAGAGCUUAAAUGUUGCCACAUUGUAUGUAAAGUAUGCAAAGAGCAGUGGAAGUGAUAUGUUAAUUGUAUUAAUUUAUGUUGGUGAUAUACUGAUAAUAGGAAACAAAGAAGCUGAAGUUGAAGAUAUCAAAGGCAGGAUGAGGUCUGUUUUUGAGAUGAGUGAUCUCGGGAAGAUGGCCUAUUUCUUAGGAAUGGAGGUGCACCAAUGGGAGCAAGUCAAUUAUCUUUCAAGAUUCAUGCAAACUCCAGUUGAGAAGCAUUUCAAAGGAGCAAAGAGGGUUGUUCGCUACAUCAAGGGUACAACUAACUAUGGAAUAAAUUAUGGUAAUGCUACAUCAGUGAAAUUACUUGGUUUUUCAAAUGGUGACUGGGCCGGAAAUGAUGAACAUAUGAAGAGCAUAUCAGGGAGUUGUUUUACUGUGGGAACUGGAGUAAUCACCUGGCGUUCAAAGAAACAAGGACUAGUGGCUCAAUCAACAGCAGAAGCUGAGUACAUUGGCCUUUUUAAGGCUAUCAAACAAGCUAUUUAG